This is a messenger RNA of Pocillopora verrucosa, 2977 nucleotides long. NCBI's taxonomy places the organism in Eukaryota, Metazoa, Cnidaria, Anthozoa, Scleractinia, Pocilloporidae. The record is from RefSeq and is a predicted model, not a curated record.
GACACUUGAGCUACGUGGAUGUAUUUUCGAUAUCGUCACCGCAUCAGUUCAAGAAGACCUAAAGAAAGGGUUGAUCUUCUCAUACUCUCUUUGAUUCGUUUGUUACAUUUUCUGAGAUCGCAGGAGGUUGUUCUCAUGGCUGCCGCAGCACCGUCAGUUUCAUCUACUAAGGAGACUACCAACUACGCUCGCUUGUGUCGUCUGCUGGUUGAUGUUGGUACCCAGGCCCUCCGCGACACAUUCGAUGCCAUUCAUCCCCCAGCCAAUCUUCACACAGUUUUGGCGAGUAACAAAACUAAGUUACAGUCACUGAGAACAAGAAAGAUUAUAAAUGCAACGCAAUGGGGAAAACUCUAUCCUUUUAUUCCAUCCUCAGUGUCUUCCAGAGAUUUUGAUAUCACCCUUUUGACGGUUUUGCUGCGAAACUUUUGCGGCUUACCUUCUCCUAUAGCAGGCUGGGAUACACUUCCUGCUGCAACAGAUGUGAGUCUUGAAGCUGAUAUUGCCCGAGUUAAAUAUUACAGGAACACUGUAUAUGGUCAUGCUGAGUGUGCUUCAGUUGAUGAUGCGACGUUCAACGCAUGCUGGGGCGACAUCCGGGACACUCUGGUGAGGCUGGCUGGAGUGAAAUACAAAGCAGCUAUUGACAAUCUUGAAACUGAGUGUAUGGACCCUGAGAUUGAAGAUCACUACAAAGAACUGCUCUGUCAGUGGAAGAAAGAUGAAGAUAACUUGAAAGAUAAAUUGGAUGAAAUCGGAUAUGGGAUUGAAAUAGUCAUGAAAAGACUGGAUGAUUUAAAAUCACCAACCUUAACUCCAAAGGUGCACCUGGAUAACGAAGGAAUGAAACAAUUAAAGGUGGAAGAAAUCGGGGACUCAAACAGUCCUGGUUUGUGUGAAGAAAGAUGUCAUGAGAACGAACCACUUCAAUUUUACUGUCGAGAAUGUGAGAUCUGUAUCUGUCACAAGUGCAAACUUAUUCCUCACCAUAAUCACACUAGCGUUAAAAUACAACAAGUCGCUGAUGAACAAAAGGCUCUAGUCUUCGAUGUUCUUCAGCGCCUAAAAACAAAGAUUGACGCCUGCAAAAACCGAAUGAAAAGGUUGUCCGACUUGUGGAACAUUGUACGACACGAAAUCACAAUAGCUCGCACCUGCGUGCGAAAGACUGUGGAAGACGUUAUUCGGGUUGUAAGGGAACACGAAAAGGCUGUUUUGGAAGAUUUAGAAAGGAUUGAGGAAGAACAAGACAAAAGUCAUGCAUUACAGCAAGAACGCUAUCAACUGUUAAGUGCGCAGCUUAAAGACAGUGUACAACACUGUGAAGACAUUUUGAAGAGAAACAACUGCAUAGAAAUUCUGCAAACACAUCAGACCGUUGUGGAACGUUGUAAAGGUCUUCUAAACACUUGUAAAUUGAACGUUUGCAUGCCAUCACACGUUAGUUAUUUGUCAAACGAUGAAGCUGUUCAGAACAUCAUGCAAACGAUUCUUGGACAAGUUAUUGUUAGUUCUUCAAACUCUCUGAAGUCAGUGGCUGAAGGAGCUGGUUUAGAAUGCGCAGAAGUUGGUAGAAAAAGCGAUUUUGUGAUAACAACAAAAGAUUUCGAAGGGAAAGUGUGUUAUUACAAGAACGACACAGUUACCGUUAGUAUCAAGACACCGUUAGGGGAAGACAUAGACGAGACAAUCACCAACAAGCAAGACGGUAGAUAUAUUGUGACUUUCACGCCAACUUGUACAGGAAUACAUCGCGUGACGAUAGAGGUGAACUCUCAGCCACUGACCGGUAGCCCCUGGAGUAUUCGGGUACAUCCGCACCGAUACAGACACGUGUUUAAAUUCGGCUCAAGGGGAAAAGUUCAAGGACAGUUUGAAGAUCCCUUUGAUAUUGCAGUGUGCGAUAAGUCAGGCAAUAUUGCAGUCGCAGAUUGCCAAAAUAAUAGAAUUCAACUUUUUGGUUCAGAUGGCAAGUUUUUGCGUGAGUUCUGUCAGAAAGGAGACGGCCCUAGCAGAUUCCAUGAGCCGUUCUCUGUCGCGUUUACCAGGUCUGGUGAAUUGGCUGUCGUGUCUUCAGGCCAGAUUUCACUAUUCUCUGAAGAUUGUCAUUUUAUAACACACAUUACCAAUGAGCUAUUAAAAUCUCCUUGGGCAUUGUCUAUUACAUGUGACAAUCAAAUGGUUGUUUGUGACAAUGGCGACAAUUCAAUCAAGGUCCUCUCCAUCGACGGUACAGAAUUGAUAAAGUGUUUCAGUUCUCCAGAUUGUGAUGAGGCUCCGUGGUUUGCUAUUUUUCACCAGGACCGAUUUUUUGCGAGCUACGAUGGGCUUGGGUGUGUCAAGGUUUUUAAUAAGGAAGGAGUGUUCUGCCGUAACAUUGGAAUGGAGGGGCCUCACGCUAGACGGUUAGAUGGCCCAUUUGGCUUUGCUGUCGAUAAAUAUAACAACCUGAUAGUCUGUGACUAUGAAAGCAAACGAUUACAAGUAUUUACACUGGAUGGGAAGUAUGUCCAUGGUGAAGACCAGUUGAAUGUGACACCAUGGUCUGUUGCCAUGUCGAAGAAAGGACAGUUAUUUAUCACUGAUCCAACUGAGAACUGUGUUCAUGUUUUUGAAUGACAAUCUCUUUUAAAACCUGUAAAAACUGGCACAUAAGUGAUGUUAGUAGCUAACAUGACAAUUUCCAAGUCUUGUAUGGAUUAGUAGACACAGUAGAGACCAAUUUCUUAGGCGUGUUCACUCCUCCUGAGAAAAACAAUAUUCUUUUGUGGAAAUUGAUGCGUUGAACUCUUUUCUUUUCCAGCUUCAAUUUUUUGCAAUGCCUAUGUUUGUUUCCUUUUUCUGUCUUGCCUAAAUUGUAAUUAUUUGACGAAACGCACGUGUUUCCAAGUCUCUGAGUCUCAGAUAUGUUCGGUCGGUUGUCUCUCUAUAAAUUUGAACGCAUAUGUUCCUUACAUAUCUCCAAAAUCAGUACUUG